Messenger RNA from Ambispora gerdemannii, 666 nucleotides. NCBI's taxonomy places the organism in Eukaryota, Fungi, Glomeromycota, Glomeromycetes, Archaeosporales, Ambisporaceae. The record is from the annotation of a GenBank genome assembly.
AUGUUCUUUGCACGUAGCGAUGAGUGGGCGUCAGAGAAAAAAGGAAAAAAAAGCAGCCUUGGAGAUACCAGGCGUGAAGAACAAAGCACUGACAAACCACUUGUUUCUCUUCCAUCUGAUGAACUUCAAGACCAAAUGACACUUCUUUCUUUACCGCCUGAUGUAGCAUCUAAUCAUUAUGAACAUCAAGAACCAACAAUCAGCCAAAUGAUAUCUUCCCCUUCUUUGCUGUCCAAUAUACCAACUACUAAUCAUACACCUGAUAUAGAAGAAUCGAGCAUUGAUAAAACACCACUUCCUCUUCCUCCUCCACUUGAUUUAGGACUCUUUAAUGAACGACUUGAUAUCUGUGAGAUCAUCUUGCCAAAUUUAGUAACUGAAUAUAGUUCUGAAGAUCAUAUUCACCUUAUAACCAAAAACACUUUACCAUGCCAAACUGAAAUGAAACAGCAAACUAUAGAAGAAAGUAUUGUGACAACAAAAUCUCUUUCAAAAGAUAAACAAGAACUAGCUUUACAACCAUUUACCUUGCUAGAUAACAAGAAAUUCAAGGCCUUUUGCAUUAUAUUGUGUCCUCGAUAUAAAGUUCCUUGUGAUAAUACAAUCAAAAUUAUGAUUGCUCAAAGUGUUGAGUUUUCACGUCUGACAUACUUGACAAAUCCAUGA